Molecule: messenger RNA, 1413 nt
Organism: Alternaria atra
Lineage: Eukaryota; Fungi; Ascomycota; Dothideomycetes; Pleosporales; Pleosporaceae
Exons: 5
Coding region: 1-1413 (470 amino acids)
Biological process (GO): mitochondrial respiratory chain complex IV assembly
Cellular component (GO): mitochondrial inner membrane; mitochondrion
Source: RefSeq, a predicted model, not a curated record
AUGGCCGACGAUACGCGGAAUACCGUCGAUUUGAAUGCGCUUCCACCAAAGCCCCGCGCACCUGCCAACACAAUGCCCGGUGGCACAGCGCAUACAGCAGGAGGAGACAAGACUUCGGACGGUGGCAUCACAUACAUCGAUGCAGUACGAAGUCUCGGACCAGAAUACUACUUGAACUUCCACAAGCGACCAUGUGUACGAGACAGUCAAUUGCAAGGACUGGCAGCUGGAUUUGCCGGAGGAAGCUUAGCCGCUAUUAUAGGGAAGCCGGUCAUCACAGCCUCCAACUGGGCCGUAGCAACCUGGUGCGGUGUCUCCGUCGUCUCCUACCAAGUAUGCCAGUACUACCGGUCCAAAGAGAAGGCUGGUAUAAAACAAGCACAAGAAUUGAUGGAGAAAAAGCGCGCGACUAUCGAGGCGAAGAAGGAGGCACGGCGGAGAGCGAGGGAAGAGCAGGAUCGACUAGAGGCAGAGCGUAGAGCAGAGGAAGAGAGGAGAAAGAGUUGGAGUUAUUGGUACCAGAAGAAUGUCAAGUUUUGGUACUGGCCUGGAUUAUCUUCACAUACCAACACUUCCAACGCACCAAUGCCCAAGCGCAAAGCAACCACAGCAGUCGGCGCUGGUCACCGUACUAAGCGCUCCAAAACCCAAUCCUUGCUUUGGAAGCCAAACACAUGGAAGGUCAAACGCUUCAUCACCACCAAUAUAUUGCUGCUGGUCAGCCGUACGAACGCAAAGGCGCUGCUGGUCAAGAAACUUCAUGACCUGGACCCGGAAGACGAAGAAGAAAAUGAGCAACCACCUGAGAUUGCCACCCUUACCCGACUGCCCGACUGCAACAGAGUGGUCAAGCCGAUUUCCUACAACCACGCAGACCCCGAUCCGGAUCAUAGUACCGCUCUUUUCCAGCACUACUUGCUGGGCGAUAUUCAGCAGUGGAAGAGACAACAUCAGGCCCUGGCGUUUAUUCAAGGCAAUAUUGAUCUGAAUCGGGACGAGCGUGGUUGUAUGAUACAUCGGGACAUCAAGCCCAAGAACAUUCUGGUCAUCGACCACCUCGCUGCGGUACCUUUCACAGAUGUUUGGGCGUUGGGUGCCUGCAUGCGCUUUCUGGCGACCGGAAAGGCGCCUAUCGAGAACGGCGAUGCCUAUACUGCGAGGCGAUACCGCGACAACAACAACCAGCAUCCAGCUCCCGCUCAGGUCUACGACUACCAAAACCGCUACUACGAUGCUCAUGAUCCUCGACGAGCCAUCCCAAUCAACCUCAGCAAAGAUCAGCUGCACCAGCGAGGCCUAAGUCUAUCUACAGAAGAGAAGCGCGCCCAGGGCAUAGGUCCGGAAUAUCAUCAGUACAGCGACGAGCUGAACGGCUGGAUAAUGCAGAGUCUGAGCCGCGCUUCAAGUCGGUGA